AUGUAUGAAUCUCCGAAAGCCAUAGCGAAACCAUUUCUCAUAGACUUGAUAGUUUCACAUAGUCUGAGUAGCUACGCCCGCUGGCCAGUGACGUGCAUUAUAGCCGACGGUAUUCUGAGUCUAGUAAUUGAAGUUGGUGAAAAAAUUGGUAUUCCAGUCAUAUUUUUCCGUACGGUGAGCGCUUGCUCGUUUUGGGCUUAUUUUUGCAUCCCCGAACUCAUUGAAGCCGGCGAGCUUCCUUUCAAUGGAGACAAUAUGGAUGAAGGAAUAGCGAAUGUGAAGGGCAUGGAAGGCUUUCUCCGGCGGCGUGAUCUACCGAGCUUUUGCCGCGUCAGCGACUUGGAAUCCGAUGACUUCAAGAUGGUUCUUACUGAAACCAGGCGAACCCCCCGAGCCCAAGCUCUCAUACUCAACACGUUUGAAGACCUUGAAGGAUCAAUUCUCUCUCACAUCCGUUCUGUUUGUCCAAAACUCUACACCAUCGGGCCACUCCAUGCUCAACUGAAGACCAGCCUCGCCAGAAAAACAACUUCCUCCUCGACCUCUUCGAACAGUUUGUGGGAGGAAGAUAGGAGCUGCGUUAGGUGGCUUGACGAGCAGCCCAUGAAAUCUGUGCUCUAUGUGAGCUUCGGAAGCAUAGCGGUGGUGACAAGAGACCAGCUCUUGGAGUUCUGGCACGGUUUGGUGAAUAGUGGGAAGCGAUUCUUGUGGGUCAUGCGGCCAGACUCCGUU
Ilex paraguariensis (yerba mate) is the source of this 732-nucleotide messenger RNA. Lineage: Eukaryota; Viridiplantae; Streptophyta; Magnoliopsida; Aquifoliales; Aquifoliaceae. The record is from the annotation of a GenBank genome assembly.